Acanthosepion pharaonis is the source of this 663-nucleotide messenger RNA. NCBI's taxonomy places the organism in Eukaryota, Metazoa, Mollusca, Cephalopoda, Sepiida, Sepiidae. The record is from the annotation of a GenBank genome assembly.
AUGAUCACCAGCCUUGAUACGACUGAUCCUGUAGGAGUUAAUAACAACCACAGCCACGCUCCUGAUUAUGCAGCUAUUGCAAAUUUUACCAUUUUGUUGGUUAUCAGCACCCAUCUAUCUGAAAACAAAACUGAUAAGAAUGAUUCAGAAAGAAGAGCCUGUUUUUCACUAGGGUCUAUCUAUCUAUCUAUCUAUCUAUCUCUUGAGUCUGCUGGGUGUUUGUUUAUCUAUCUUGUGUGUCUAUCUAUCUAUCUUGGGUUGUGUGUGUCUAUCUAUCUAUCUAUCUAUCUAUCUAAGGUUGUGUGUCUAUCUAUCUAUCUAUCUAUCUAUCUAUCUAAGGUUGUGUGUCUAUCUAUCUAUCUAUCUAUCUUAGGUUGUGUGUCUACCUAUCUAUCUAUCAUAGGUUGUGUGUCUACCUAUCUAUCUAUCUAUCUUAGGUUGUGUAUCUACCUAUCUAUCUAUCUAUCUAUCUUAGGUUGUGUAUCUACCUAUCUAUCUAUCUAUCUAUCUAUCUUAGGUUGUGUAUCUACCUAUCUAUCUAUCUAUCUAUCUAAGGUUGUGUGUCUACCUAUCUAUCUAUCUAUCUACCUAUCUAAGGUUGUGUGUCUACCUAUCUAUCUAUCUAUCUUAGGUUGUGUCUAUCUAUCUAGCUAUCUAUCUUAG